CUCUCUCUUCCUCCGUCUCAUCCUCUUUUUUAUACACACACAGAGACACAGACACACUCACAUUGACGAGACUCAUCACCUUCCCAUGGCCUCACCAACCGAGCCACCCCAAACCCACCACCACCACCCAAAACCCAUCGCCCACUUGCUCAACUCCGCCACCGCCAGCCUCCUCUCCCUCUUCGCCGCCCCCAAAACGACGCCGUCUUCUUCCUCCCCUUCCACAAUCCGCCUCUCCCUCUUCCUCCCCACCUCCCCCAAACCCCUCUCUCCUCCUCCUCCUCAACCCGCCGCCAUGAAGACCGCCGCGCCGCCGCCGCCGUCGGAGUCUACCUCGUCCUCGUUCCCGGCGACGGUCAAGAUUGCCGGGCUCAAUUCCAUGAUCAAGGGCAGCGGGCCCGCCUUUGUGGGCCAGGUCUUCAGUAUGUGCGACCUCUCUGGCACUGGGCUCAUGGCCGUCUCCACCCACUUCGAUAUUCCCUUCAUUUCCAAAAGAACUCCUGAGUGGCUUAAGAAGAUGUUUGCAUCGGUGACUAAUAGCGAGAGAAAUGAUGGCCCGGUGUUUCGGUUUUUUAUGGAUUUAGGUGAUGCAGUUACGUAUGUGAAACGGCUGAAUAUUCCGAGUGGGGUGGUGGGUGCUUGUCGGCUGGAUUUGGCUUACGAGCAUUUCAAGGAAAAGCCCCACUUAUUCCAGUUUGUUCCAAAUGAGAAACAGGUCAAGGCAGCUAACAAACUUCUAAAGGGAAACGCAGAGAAUGGCAAAUGUAAAAGGGUUGAUGGAGUCCCAGUUUUUAGUGCUCAAAACUUGGAUAUUGCAAUAGCAAGUCCAGAUGGGGUCAAAUGGUAUACACCCUACUUUUUUGAUAAAAACAUGCUUGAUAACAUUCUUGAGGAAUCUGUAGAUCAGCAUUUCCAUUCUUUAAUUCAAACUCGGCACAUGCAGCGGAGAAGGGAUGUGGUUGAUGACAACUUGGCUGCAGAAGUGAUUGAAGAGAUGGGUGAUAACUUAUGGGAACCUCCAGAGGUUCAGGAAGUGAUGGAUGAAAUAGGGAAUCCUGGAAUACCAUUGAGUGUCAUAUCUAAGGCAGCGGAAAUGCAGCUUCAUUACACUGUUGACAAAGUAAUUCUGGGUAAUAGGUGGCUACGGAAGGCAACUGGCAUUCAACCAAAAUUCCCUUAUAUGAUCGAUACUUUUGAGAGAAGGAGUGCAGCUUCUUUUCUUAGAGCUUCCAAGUCAACCAACUGUCUUACCAAUUGUGAAGCAGUAAAUGAUAAUAAAGAUUCUCUACAGAGUAGCACUUGUGAUAUUAAACCAAAUGGUGAUAUGCAGACCAACAAAGGAAACAGAUCCGGUGUCUGGUUUCCUUUUGGAGAUUGGUUUAGUCAUCUAUGGUCAAAACAAAAGCACCAAGAUGGAAUCUUAUCCACACAAUACGUCGAUGAGACCUCACAGCUAAAUGUACACCUUCCUAAGAUUACAAUGGUUGGCAUUUCAUCAACUGGUGAGGCAGGGACCAUGAGUAGAGAAAGUGUAAGGAAAACAAUGGACGAUUUAACAAGAGAACUGGAGCAGACAGAUCCAGAAAAAGCCAGUGGUAUUGAGGCGAGCGAUGACUUUAGAUUUGAAGAUAGAGAUCCACUAUUUGUAGCAAAUGUGGGUGAUUACUAUUCUGGCAAGGCAAAGGGUGGAGCACGAUUUAGGGUUCGUGAAUGAAACAGUUAGAGGGCCACUCACUCACAAGUCAGGUGACAUUUUUGCUCUUCUGGGUAUAGUAGUGAAUAGCUUUGCGACCCUCUGCCACAUCUAAAGAAAAUGCAUUGUUAAUAUGCCAUGUAUUCUUUUCUACUGGGGUGUUAGAUUCUUUAUGUUUCGUGCUUUUGGAUGUAGUAAUGUAGAAUGUAUCUCACAAUAUGAAAUCUGAAAAUUGGUGUAAAAUGGUUUUUCAUAUUCAAUAUGAAGAAAUCAGGGGGUGGUGCAUUUUUCUUUUGUUUCCA
Rosa rugosa (rugosa rose) is the source of this 1995-nucleotide messenger RNA. RefSeq lists its product as uncharacterized. The transcript is spliced from 8 exons. Gene Ontology annotation, biological process: protein transport. The record is from RefSeq and is a predicted model, not a curated record. Lineage: Eukaryota; Viridiplantae; Streptophyta; Magnoliopsida; Rosales; Rosaceae. The coding region runs from base 86 to 1714 and encodes 542 amino acids.